GCUUUGUGAACACACCACAAAAACAGCCUCCUCACACAACUUGUACUUAAGUCUAAAACUGGUCUAAAAGCAUUUUGAAUACUUCAUCCUAAAUAAAAUCACCAAAUGAUAUCAAUAAUUAUGCUACAAUAUGCCCUUUGUUAGAAACCUGCUGGAUGAUUGACAGGCAUGGAUUAUCAAAACUGUUUUAUAGAAAUAUUACAGAAAGGAAAAAUAAAAUACAGAAGCUUAAAGUCCCCAGAAUCUGUACAGUUAAUUGAAGUACAUCCUUUUGAAAGCUGUGUUAAAUAUGGGACAUGUAUGCUUUAAUAUAAAAAAAAAUUUAUACGUCCACAUUUUCAUGUGGAUGUAUUAUGCCGUCACCCCUGUUUGCCCGUCCGUCCACAAAUUGUUUGUGGACACUCUACGGGUCAUAAUUUUUUUAUCCAAUUUUGACGAAUCUUGAAAUAUAGGUCUAUCUCCCAAAGAUCUCGGUUGCUUUCGAUAUUGGCAUGUAUCGGAGCAUAACUUCAUGGAUUAUGGUCCCUGAUUGUUCGAAAAAUCACGUUUUUAGCUGGUAGACCCUCUAGAGGUGACAAUUUUUUUUCUGAUUUUAAAAAUUGUUUAGAUAUAUCACCAUUCCACCAUAAUGAGGGUUGAAUUGGAAAAUUGAAAUGAAACUGACCGACAAAAUGGUCGUUCUUUGUACUCAAAUUGUGUAUAAGUAUGUAAUACAAAGGUUAUGGACCCUCUAGAGGUCACAAUUUUUAUCUGAUUUUGAUCAAACUUAAAACAUAUCUUUAUAUUCCAAAAAACCUCAGUCCCUUUUGAUGGAUUAUGGCCCCUGAUUGUUCGAAAAAUCAAGUUUUUAGCUUGUGGACACUCUAGAGGUCACAAUUUUAAUCCGAUUUGUAUGAAACUUGAAAUACAUGUUUAUAAUCCAAAGAUCUUAGUUCCUUUCGAUAUUCUCGCAUAUCGGAUUGUAACUUCCUGAAUUAUGGCCCUUGAUUGUAUGAAAAAUCGCGUUUUAGACUUACGGUCCCUCAAGAGGUAACGAUUUUUAUCCAAUUUAAGAAAAAACCAUUUGAAUAUAUCACUGUUAGCCCCUAAUGAUGUUUGAGUUCGAAUUUCGUGAAAAUCUGAUCAAAACUGCCGGACAAAAUGACUGCCCCUUGUAUGCUAAUAGUGUAAAUGAAAUGAAAUGAAAUGGAGUUUAACGUCCUACUGUUCUGCUCCUAACCUGGGCUAAUGAAGACGGGCAUACGCCAUACAGUGUGCUAUGAGGGAAAUUUUGCCCGGACAGCGGCACUACGGCCUACUCUUAUAUCGAAUUCCAACUGCCAAGGGAUCUUUUACGUGCACGCCAAUGUGUACACAGGACCUCGGUUUUUCGUCCCAUCCGAACGACUAGACAGCUUUCCUUGUCAGCCCCUCCGUCCUGCAUCACUGACAAGGGAGAACCACGCCGGAAAAUCUGGAUGAACUUUCUCGGCCAAUGCAGGGAUCGAACACCCGACCUCCAGGCUAGCGAGCUAGCGUCUUACCCACUUAGCCUUGUGAUCCCCUGCUAAUAGUGUAAAAAUAUGGUAUAUCAAGGUUGUGGACUCUCUAGAGGUCACAAUUUGCAUGUUUAUAACCCAAAGAUCUUGGUUCCUUUCGACAUUUGUGCAUAUUAGAUCAUAACUUCCUGAAUUAUGGCCCCUGAUUUUACAAAAAAAUCACAUUAUUUUUUUAGCUCGUUCUCUUGCAAAAUGUGGGUGUAUACUAUAUUGCAUGGCAACCGCUUGUUCUAACUGGUGGACAAAUGAGCCUAACUGUAUUGAAUGCUAUAUUAAACUAAAAGAGAAUACAGAAAGAUUAUACAAAAUGGUUCCAAUUAUCACAACAAGUAAUUUCUUUACUUGCUUUGAUUGCAGACUUCAAAGUAAAUAUGUCCGAUGUGUAUCUAGUACAACUUUAAUAAAACGAAACUGACGUAUUUUAUCAGCUUGAACAAAAUGAGAUGUGUAGUGUGUACACUAUUGUGAUUGGGUCUGGUAUUUGGGUGGGUUAGUCAAGAUGAAAUUAAGACUUAUGAAUACAUAGAUAGUAGUUUUAUUGUUUAAAGCAUGACAUCUCUACGGCAUGGCUAUAGCAACAUUGAUCUCAGAGGGUGUAAUCUUUCAGAUAUAAAAGAGCCUAUAAGUAGUAUGCUGUCGACAUUAAUUAUUUUAUCAAUUGAAGAAAAUCCUUUAAAUCAAUUGAAGGAUUCAGAUUUUCAUGGGUUGACAGAAAUGAGAUAUUUAUCAUUACCUCCUACAUUCCAGUGUCCAGGUGGAUCCGAAGCCUGGUCUUAUAUAAACAAAACAAAUAUGUCUAUUAUAUGUAACAAUCAAGUAGAUCUAUGCUCAGUUCACAAUGUUACCUGCCCUUCCAAUUCAUUUUGCAACAAUACAGCACCAGGAUUAUAUGAAUGUGAUUGUAAACCAGGCUAUUAUGGAUAUAAAUGUUUAAGAAAGGGAAAUUUUCCAACAGUCCAAUUCAGUAUUGGGUUAGCAGUGUCAACUGUAGUUAUUAGUAUAUUCUUGUGGAUAUUUCAAAGACGACAUGUAAAGAAGAAUUUAUAGUACUAUACAACAUCUUGACAUUUUAACUUGUAAUUAUGUAAAAUGAAAUUUGUUUUAUUCAUCUUUAUUUACACUUUCAUAUCAUUUUAUUUAAUAAACAUAUGCUAUAUUUGUUAA
Messenger RNA from Patella vulgata (common limpet), 2702 nucleotides. Its product is annotated as all-trans retinoic acid-induced differentiation factor-like. Gene Ontology annotation, cellular component: intracellular membrane-bounded organelle. Lineage: Eukaryota; Metazoa; Mollusca; Gastropoda; Patellidae. The record is from RefSeq and is a predicted model, not a curated record. The coding region runs from base 2088 to 2585 and encodes 165 amino acids. The transcript is spliced from 6 exons. Gene Ontology annotation, molecular function: calcium ion binding. Gene Ontology annotation, biological process: positive regulation of osteoblast differentiation.